Molecule: messenger RNA, 1911 nt
Organism: Pseudopipra pipra
Lineage: Eukaryota; Metazoa; Chordata; Aves; Passeriformes; Pipridae
Gene: RASL11B
Product: RAS like family 11 member B
Exons: 4
Coding region: 70-795 (241 amino acids)
Molecular function (GO): GTP binding; GTPase activity
Source: RefSeq, a predicted model, not a curated record
GGGGCGAGAAAAGGUCCGGGGGAGCGGCGGCGGCGGCGGCGGGUGCGAGUCGCGGUUUGCGGAGCGGGGAUGCGCCUGACGCAGAGCAUGUGCACCAUCGCCGAGUGCGCGCCCGGCGGGGACGGCCCCGCCACCGCCCGGCCCCGCCUCGUCAAGAUCGCGGUGGUGGGGGGCAGCGGCGUGGGCAAGACAGCGCUCGUGGUGCGGUUCCUCACCCGGCGGUUCAUUGGCGACUACGAGCGGAACGCAGGUAAUCUCUACAGCAGGCACAUCCAGAUAGAUGGAGAGAUGUUGGCCAUCCAAGUACAAGAUACUCCAGGAGUUCAGAUCCACGAACACAGCCUAGAUUGUAAUGAGCAGCUGAACAGAUGCAUUCGCUGGGCAGAUGCCCUAGUGAUUGUCUUCUCCAUCACAGACUACAAGAGCUUUGAGCUACUCAGUCACCUUUACCAUCAUGUUCGACAGCUGCAUCCAGGGAACACGGUCCCCAUUGUCAUCAUUGCAAACAAAGUUGAUCUCUUGCAUAUCAAAGAGGUGGAGCCUCAGCAGGGACUUCAGCUGGCCAAUAUGCUGGGCUGUACUUUCUAUGAAGUAUCGGUCAGUGAAAACUAUAACAAUGUCUUCAAUGCCUUCCAUCUCCUCUGUAAAGAAGUCAGUAAACAGCAAAUAACCAGCACCCCUGAGAGGAGGAGAACCUCUCUUAUUCCACGGCCAAAAUCACCCAACAUGCAGGAUCUGAAGAGAAGGUUUAAGCAAGCUUUGUCUGCCAAAGUGAGGACUGUCACUUCUGUUUGACAGCGGUGCCCUUGGUCUACCUGACAUUUUGCCGGAGAUUGAAACCUUGGGUAUUUAACACUGGCACAUCUAGAGUCCAAGGCAUGUGAUAGAAGGAGUAUAGUUUGAGUAGCCUUUUACAUGGCUGUAGAAGUCUCUAAGCAGUUGCUUAAAAAAGGAACGAUGUCAGAUUGGAAAAGGAAAAAAACCCCAAAACACAAAAACUCUUGAAAAAUAGUUCUAGGAUGUGACUUGCAGAACAGGUAUUUUCAUUUGGAAAAUGAACUUUUCAGUAAAUGAAACUGUUUGUCUUUACCCCAGUUGGACAGAUUUGGUUUUCAUUUGUGCAGAAACAACCUUUUAGCUGUAACUCAACUUGUACUUGAGCAGGGAAACGUCCUGAACCUCAGGUCACUGUUCAGAAGUAACCACUUAAGUCUUGUUCUCACGUGAAUUAAGGACACAGCAUGAUGUAUGUGUUUAAUUUUAUUGCACGGUAGAACUGUGGGGUUUUUUUCCCUGUAUUUCAAAACAAAUAAGCAAACAUGAAAUUGUUCUGUAAAAAGAAGUGUAAAGUAAGUGCACAGGACUGAGCAUCAAGACUGUAAACAAUGGUCCUUUAUUUUUUUACUAGCCAUGUUAUUGCAGACAACUUGACCAGAUUCUUUGUAUGCAAAACUAUUGUCUGCAGAGUGUAAUCGUAUUUAAUUACAAACAACUUUUUUAUGGUCUCCAGACUAAACGGUCCAACAGGGAGCUUCCAAGGAAUGAGUGUGGAGUUGGAGUGAUAGUCUAUUACAGAUGCCAUUUGAAGACAUCUCUGUCUCUCCUGUGUGCAGUAGGCAGAAAAGGUGUGAAGCAUGGCUGGCUCCAGGCAAUGAAGCUGGGGGCUUGUUCUGAGCGGAGCCAGACCUUCUUCAUUCUUAAAACACAUGGCAGAUUUAUAUAAAGAAUUUUUUUCUAAAUAUUGAGUCAAUGGAGUUCACAGCCUAAGGGCCUUAUACACAUGCACUUUAAAAAGCCAGUUGUGCUUUUGCUUAAACUGUAACUUAUUUAUUUUGUGUACAGUUACUCCUCCUAGGGAGUGGACUCUUCAUUCUUACUGCCUUGUUCAACAUUAAAUUUUUGAAUUGCAUA